AUGAUCUCUCUCAAUCUGUCUGCUUCCCUAAACCCGGGUCUUCUCCACAAGACCCGGACCCGUCUCUCUGCUCUUCUCGUCACCGGCGAUAAACCCUUCAAUCGCAGAUACCCACUAGGGCUUCCCAAUCUCCAGAUUCGCGACACCGCCGCCAAAAAACCCUUCCUUUCACUCACCAACCCCGAAUCCCCAUCUGGAUUGCCUUCGAGAAGACCCAGAUCCAUCGCUGCGGCUGGACCAUCCGACCCGAACCCAGACGGCGAUCUCGAGAAAUCCUCCCCCGACGAAGCCGCCGAGAAAAAGGAGAAGAAAGCGAAGACUCUCCAGCUCGGAAUCGUCUUCGGUCUAUGGUAUUUCCAGAACAUCGUCUUCAACAUCUUCAACAAAAAGGCGCUCAACGUCUUCCCUUACCCAUGGCUUCUCGCUUCCUUCCAGCUCCUCGCCGGCUCCAUCUGGAUGCUAAUCCUAUGGUCCUUCAAGCUCUACCCGUGCCCCAAAAUCUCAAAACCAUUCAUCGUCGCUCUCCUCGGACCCGCAUUGUUCCACACAAUCGGCCACAUCUCAGCUUGCGUCUCCUUCUCCAAAGUCGCCGUCUCCUUCACCCACGUCAUCAAAUCAGCAGAGCCGGUCUUCUCCGUCAUCUUCUCCUCCUUCCUCGGAGACUCGUACCCAAUCGCCGUCUGGUUAUCGAUUCUCCCGAUCGUCAUGGGUUGCUCUUUAGCUGCAGUCACUGAAGUCUCGUUCAAUUUCGGCGGAUUAUCAACAGCUAUGAUCAGCAACGUUGGUUUCGUCUUGCGCAACAUUUACUCCAAGAGAAGUCUGCAGAGCUUCAAAGAGAUCGAUGGACUGAAUCUGUACGGCUGCAUCAGUAUCCUCUCUCUGGUUUAUCUCUUCCCUGUGGCGAUUUUCGUUGAAGGGUCGCAGUGGCUUCAAGGUUACCAUAAGGCCAUUGCCUCUGUUGGGAAGCCGUCGACGUUCUACUUUUGGGUUUUGCUCUCUGGUGUCUUCUACCAUUUGUACAAUCAGUCUUCUUACCAGGCGCUUGACGAGAUCAGUCCGUUGACUUUCUCUGUAGGGAACACGAUGAAGAGAGUGGUGGUGAUUGUCUCCACUGUGAUUGUGUUUAGGAAUCCUGUUAGGCCUCUGAAUGCUCUUGGAUCUGCCAUUGCCAUUUUCGGUACCUUCUUGUAUUCUCAAGCCACCGCCAAGAAGAAGAAGAUUGUUGAUGUUGGAGCUGAUAAGAAGAACAUUUGA
Molecule: messenger RNA, 1254 nt
Organism: Microthlaspi erraticum
Lineage: Eukaryota; Viridiplantae; Streptophyta; Magnoliopsida; Brassicales; Brassicaceae
Source: the annotation of a GenBank genome assembly